Prorocentrum cordatum is the source of this 259-nucleotide messenger RNA. Lineage: Eukaryota; Dinophyceae; Prorocentrales; Prorocentraceae. The record is from the annotation of a GenBank genome assembly.
GCCCGCGAGCGGGGCCUCGCGGCGAAGGAGCAGGAGCAGCGAGACCGCCAGCAGCGCCUCUGCGAGCAGGAUCGCGAGGUCGCCCUGGCCCGCCGGGCCCUCGAGGAGCGCGAGGCGGCCGCCGCGGAGCGCGAGCGGGGCCUGGCGGAGCGCGUGCAGGCCAUCGGGGACGCCGAGCGCGGAGCCGGCGAGGCCGAGGCGCAGCGCGGCUCGCUGCAGGACCUCGCGCGGGCGCUGGAGCAGGAGCGCGCCGCGUUGA